AAGAAAAUUAUGGACAAUUCCUCCUAUGAGCCAUCAUUUAUAUUGGCUGGGUACGGUCAAAUGGGUGAAACGAAAUAUUUCUAUUUUUCAAUUGUAUUUUUACUGUAUAUUAUAACAAUAUCUGCAAAUGUAGUUCUAAUAGGCAUUAUCUAUAAAGAAAAGAGCCUUCAUGAGCCCAUGUUUAUUUUUUUGUGUAGUUUAGCAGUGAAUGGUGUGUUAGGGAGCACUGCUUUAUCCCCAUCUCUUUUAGUGAACCUAAUUUCCGACAGCCAUGAAAUAUCCAAAGCUGCCUGUUUAAUGCAGAUUUUUUGUUUGCAUACAUAUUGCAUUUGUGAACUUAUGAUUUUAGCAGUAAUGGGAUAUGAUCGAUUUGUAUCAAUUUGUCACCCACUGACUUAUCACACCAUAAUAAAUACUUCAACAGUGUACAAGCUCUCACUUAUGUCAUGGCUGUUUCCUUUUGUAUCGAUGGUGGCUUUCACAAUAUCUACUGCUGAAUUACCACUGUGUGGUAAGAUCAUAGAAAAAGUAUAUUGUGAUAACUACUCUGUUAUGAGACUCGCCUGCACGGAUGUUAUUAUUUAUAAUAUUUAUGGGCUGAUAGCUACUUUUAUUAGUCUUACCCCUCCACUAUUUCUAAUUAUAUAUUCUUAUGUGAAGAUAAUAAAAGUAUGUCUUAAAGCUUCUAAGGAGUCACAAGCCAAAGCAUUAACCACUUGCUCUCCACAUCUGAUAACACUUUUUAACUUUUUUGCCUCGAUGGGUUUUGAGGUUAUUCAAAGUAGAUUCAACAUGAAGCAUGUGCCUAAUGUAGCUCGUGUGAUACUCUCAGUUUAUUUUUUAAUUUUUCCUCCUCUGUUCAAUCCAAUCAUUUAUGGAGCUAAAACCCAGAAGAUAAAAAUAUGUUUGAAAAAAAUCAUGUUCAAUAUAAAAAUUAAUCCAAAUGACUGA
Polypterus senegalus (gray bichir) is the source of this 951-nucleotide messenger RNA. Its product is annotated as olfactory receptor 52Z1-like. Gene Ontology annotation, molecular function: olfactory receptor activity; G protein-coupled receptor activity. Gene Ontology annotation, cellular component: membrane. The transcript has a single exon. Gene Ontology annotation, biological process: G protein-coupled receptor signaling pathway. Bases 10 to 951 code for a protein of 313 amino acids. The record is from RefSeq and is a predicted model, not a curated record. Lineage: Eukaryota; Metazoa; Chordata; Cladistia; Polypteriformes; Polypteridae.